Molecule: messenger RNA, 14864 nt
Organism: Pantherophis guttatus
Lineage: Eukaryota; Metazoa; Chordata; Lepidosauria; Squamata; Colubridae
Source: RefSeq, a predicted model, not a curated record
GAGAAAGUCAGAGUGGUUACCACAUCAGCAUAAUAGCUACAUAAUAAAUGAUGGAGAGAAUCAUGUUAGGCAUGAUUCUAGAUUCUAGACCUAACCUAACUUGAAUCAUACAAAAGGAGAGAAUUCAAAUAGAUUUCUAGCUCCCAGCAGCCAGCAGCAAUAGGAUGCUUUCAGGAAGAUGACAGAUGCAAAGGAAAGAUGCUGUUUUGCACUAUCUAGAUUUGUUACUGCAGCCAAAUUAUUGGCAUGAUGGAAUGACGAGAAUAGCAGCUGGCAUGGAAGAUGAAAGAGAAGAUGUUCAAAAGAAAACAUUCACAAAAUGGAUAAAUGCACAGUUUUCUAAGUUUGGUAUUCAUCCAAUUGAAGAUCUCUUCAAAGAUUUGCAAGAUGGUCGGAAGCUUUUGGAGCUCCUGGAAGGUCUUACAGGCCAAAAACUUGGGAAAGAAAAGGGCUCCACUAGAGUUCAUGCCUUGAACAAUGUCAAUAAAGCACUACAAAUCUUGCAGAAAAAUAAUGUAGAUCUGGUAAAUAUUGGCAGUAUAGAUAUUGUGGAUGGAAAUCAUAAAUUGACCCUUGGAUUGGUCUGGAGUAUAAUUCUGCACUGGCAGGUAAAAAAUGUUAUGAAAAGCAUCAUGGCUGGACUGCAACAAACAAACAGUGAAAAGAUCUUGUUAAGCUGGGUUCGUCAAUCAACUCAGAACUAUCCACAGGUCAAUAUUUUUAAUUUCACCAAUAGCUGGUCUGAUGGUUUGGCUGUCAAUGCACUCAUACACAGUCACAGGUCAGAUCUCUUCAAUUGGGACGAUGUGGUUUAUCAACAGUCCGCUGUGCAGCGAUUAGAUCAUGCGUUCAACAUAGCUAAACAACACCUGGGAAUUGAGAAACUCCUUGAUCCUGAAGAUGUUGCAACAACUUAUCCUGACAAGAAAUCCAUCUUGAUGUAUGUGACAUCACUUUUCCAAGUCCUGCCCCAGAAGGUUACUCUAGAAGCCAUCCAUGAAGUUGAAACAUUGCCACAGGAAGUAAAGCACAUUAGAGAACAACAAAUCCAAUUACAUCCACAACGGUUUUCUCAACUGCAUUUUGAAAGUCAAGAACAGAAGUUAUUUGCAACUUCACCCAUGAGUUCAGAAACAGACCUAGAAAGCUACCAAACUGAAUUAGAAGAAGUCCUCUCAUGGCUUCUGUCUGCUGAAGAUUCAUUGCAAGCACGAGGAGAGAUCUCCACUGACGUAGAGGAAGUUAAAGAACAGUUUCACACUCAUGAGGGUUUUAUGAUGGAAUUAACUGCUCACCAAGGACGUGUUGGUGAUAUUUUGCAAGUAGGCAGCCAACUUUUGGGAACAUUUGGAAAGCUUUCAGAAGAUGAAGAAAAUGAAAUACAAGAACAAAUGAAUCUUCUAAAUUCACGCUGGGAAAAUCUCAGAGUCACAAGUAUGGAAAGACAGAACAAUUUACACCAAGCUCUAAUGGAUUUACAAAAUCAGCAGCUCACUGAGCUAUCUGACUGGUUAGCUAAAACAGAAAAAAGAACAGCAAAGAUGGAGUCAGAACCUUUGGGACCUGAUCUAGAAAGCUUAAAGAAGCAGGUGGAAGAACAUAAGAUUCUUCAAGAAGACUUAGAACAGGAACAAGUCAAAGUUAAUUCACUCACUCAUAUGGUAGUUGUAAUAGAUGAAGCUAGUGGAGAUAGGGCUACAGUUGCAUUAGAACAAAAACUUCAGCAUUUAGGAAACCGUUGGGCAACAAUCUGUAGAUGGACAGAGGACCGUUGGUUUAUUCUGCAAGAUGUUCUUCAAAAAUGGUUGCAAUUUAUUGAAGAACAGGGUCUUUUUGAUACAUGGUUUACUGAAAAGGAAGAAUGUGUGACCACUCUGCAUACUAUCGAUUUCAAAGACCAGAAAGAAAUGUUGGAAAAUCUACAAAAAUUGGCUAUCUUGAAAGGAGAAUUGGAAAUCAAGAGACAAUCAAUGGAUAAACUGAAUUCCCUUAGCCAGGAUCUCCUCUCAGCAGUAAAAAGUAAAGGAUUAUCACAGAAACUGGAAGGGUGGCUCCAAAACAUUAGUCACCGCUGGGAUAGUUUGGCACAGAAGCUGGAGGGCAGUUCUAAGAAGAUUUCACAAGCUGUUGCUGCUACUCAAACAUCACUAACACAGACCACAGUAAUGGAAACUGUGACUAUGGUGACCACCAGAGAGCAGAUCCUGGUUAAACAUGGUAAAGAGGAGCUCCCACAAGUGCCACUUCCCAAGAAGAGGCAAAUUGUUGUGGAUUCAGAAAUUAGGAAAAGAUUUGAUGUUGAUACGACAGAACUUCACAGUUGGAUGACUCGUUCAGAAGCUGUACUACAGAGUCCUGAGUUUGCAAUAUAUAGAAAAGAAGGAAACCUAUCUGAUCUCAGAGAAAAAGUUAAUAUCAUAGAAAGAGAAAAACCUGACAAGUACAGGAAGCUUCAAGAUGCCAAUAGAUCAUGUGAGGCGCUCGUGAAACAGAUGGUGAAUGAUGGGCUUAAUGCUGACAACAUAAAACAGGCUUCAGGACAGUUGAACAGCCGGUGGAUUGAGUUCUGUCAGUUACUGAGUGAAAGACUGGCAUGGUUGGAGUACCAAAACAACAUCAUUGCCUUCUACUCUAAGCUGCAGCAAUUGGAGCAGACAGUAAUUACUGUUGAAAAUUGGAUGAAAGCACAGCUCUUACCAGCAGCAGAUCCUGAUGCAGUGAAAACACAGUUAGAUAGGUGCAAGGAUGAAGUGGUCAGCUUUUCAAGCAUUCAACCUCAGAUAGAAAAACUGAAGGUACAAGGCAAAGCACUAAAAGAGAACCAGCAGUGUCCAGUGUUUUUGGAAGCAGAUCUUGUUGCCUUUAGUAAUCAUUUUGCUCAAGUGUACGAUGAUUUGAAAGCUAGAGAAAAGCAGCUACAAACAACUUUUGAUAUUUUGCCAUCUGUACGGUAUAAAGAAAUUAUGAACACAGUUCUCUUGUGGAUACAACAAUCAGAAACAAAGCUCUCCAUCCCACAAGUUACUGUCACAGAUUUAGAAACGAUGGAGAAAAGGCUCAGGGAGCUAAAGGGCUUACAAAGUUCUCUGCAAGAACAGCAAAAUGGAAUCAAUUAUUUAAGCACAACUGUACAAGAGAUGUCUAAGAGAGCUCCUGCAGGGGUCAGUCAGCAGUACUGGUCAGAAAUUGAGGUAAUCCUUAAUCGUUGGAAGAAGUUAUCAACUCAGCUGGUGGAAAAUUGUCAGAAACUUGAGGAACAGAUAACAAAGUUGAAGCAGUUCCAGAAUGACACAAAAACCCUGAAAAAAUGGAUGGCUGAAGUGGAUAUUUUUCUAAAUGAAGACUGGCCAGCACUUGGAAAUUCAGAAACACUAGAGAAACAAUUAGAACAGUGUACAGCUUUGGUGAAUGACAUCCAGACAAUCCAGCCCAAUUUAAAUAGUGUUAAUGAGAUUGGACAAAAAAUGAAGAAGGAAGCAGAGUCAGAGUUUUCUUUGAAAUUACAGAAUGAUCUUAAAGCACUGAAUGCUGAAUGGGAUAAUAUUUGCCAACAGGCCUAUGAUAAGAAAGCAGCAUUGAAGAAUAGUUUGGAUAAGAUUGUAAGUCUACGAAAGGAUUUGUCAGAAAUGCAUGAGUGGAUUACACAAGCAGAAGAUGAAUAUCUGCAGAGGGAUUUUGAAUACAAAACACCAGAUGAACUGCAGAAAGCUGUUGAAGAAUUAAAGAGAGCAAAAGAAGAGGCCCAACAGAAAGAGGUGAAAGUAAAACUUCUCACUGAUUCUGUGAACAAUUUUAUAGUAAGGGCUCCACGUGCAGCUCAUGAGGCUUUGAAAAAAGAACUUGACAUUUUAACUAAGAAUUAUCAGAGGCUAUGCAGCAGGCUAAAUGGAAAAUGCAAAACACUGGAGGAAGUAUGGGCAUGUUGGCAUGAACUUCUGUUGUAUUUGGAUAUCGAAAACAAAUGGUUGAAUGAGUUGGAAUCCAAAAUCAAGGCAACAGAAAACAUUCAAGAAGGUACAGAAGAGAUAUCAGUAGCACUAAAUUCUCUGGAAAUAUUAAGGCAGCAUCCAGAAGAUAAUCGCAAUCAGAUUCGUGAAUUGGCACAAACUUUAACAGAUGGUGGAGUUUUGGAUGAAUUGAUCAACGAGAAACUUGAAAAAUUCAAUGUUCGGUGGGAAGAGCUACAACAAGAGGCUAUGAGAAGUCAGAAGUUUCUUGAACAAAGUAUCCACUCUGCUCACGAGAUUGACAAAACCCUUCAAUUAAUUCAAGAGUCUCUGGCCUUCAUUGAUCAACAAUUAACAGGAUAUAUUACAGACCGAAUUGAUGCAGCACAUGUACCUCAAGAAGCACAGAAAAUUCAAUCAGAGUUGACAAGCCAUGAGAUUACCUUGGAUGAAAUGAAGAAACAUAACCAGGGUAAAGAUUCUGCCAAAAGGAUGUUCUCUCAAAUUGAUACUGCACAGAAAAAAUUACAAGAUGUCUUUAUGAAAUUUCGCUUGUUCCAAAAGCCAGCCAAUUUUGAGCAGCGAUUACAAGAAAGUAAAAGAAUUUUAGAUGAAGUAAAAUUGCAAGUGCCAAAGUUGGAAUGGAGAAGUAUUGAGCAGGAAGCAAUGCAGUCACAGCUGGAUAAUUGUAUGAAACAAUAUAAAAUUCUUAGUGAAGUGAAAUCUGAAGUGGAAACAAUAAUAAAAACUGGGCGUCAGAUUGUACAGAAGCAGCAAACUGAAAAUCCCAAAGAACUAGAUGAAAGGCUGACAGCUUUGAAAUUACAGUAUAAUGAUUUGGGUGCCAAGGUAACAGAGAAAAAGCAAGAAUUAGAGAAAUGUUUGAAAUUAUCUCGGAAACUUAGAAAGGAAAUGAAUGCUCUGACAGAAUGGCUGGCAAUGAUAGAUUCAGAACUGACAAAGAGAUCAGCAAUAGAAGAGGUGCCUAUCAAUUUAGAUGCUGAACUUGCCUGGAGCAAGGGAACGCAGUUAGAGACUGAAAAACGACAGCAUCAGCUGAAGAUUAUCACUGACUUGGGAGAGGGACUGAAGAUGGUGCUUAAAGAGAAAGAAAGAUUGGUGAAUGAUAAACUCGCCCUUCUCAAUAGUAACUGGAUUGCAGUAACUUCACGAGUUGAGGAAUGGUUUAAUUUGCUGCUGGCAUAUCAGAAACAUAUGGAAACAUUUUUUCAAAAUGUUGCUAAUAUCACCACAUGGAUGUAUCAAACAGAAAUACUCUUGGAUGAAUCUGAAACCCAAAGCCCCCAGCAGAGAGCCAAUAUUCUUAAGUGCUUAAAGGGUGAGCUAAAUGAUAUGCAUCCAAAGGUAGAUUCUGUUCGUGACCAGGCAGUUGACUUGAUGACAAACCGUGGAGGUCACUGCAGGAAGGUAAUAGAACCUAAACUGAUAGAGCUCAACCAACGGUUUACAACAGUAUCAGAAAGAAUUAAAUGUGAAAAGCCCUUCAUUUCUUUGAAGGAAUUGGAGCAGUUUAACUUUGACAUACAAAAAUUGCUUGAACCACUGGAGGCUGAAAUUCAGGAGGGGGUGAAUCUGAAAGAAGAAGACUUCAAUAAAGAUAUGAGUGACAGUCAUGAGGGCACUAUAAAAGAAUUGCUUCAACGUGGAGAUAUGCUUCACCAAAUGAUCAAGGAUGAACAGAAAAGAGAAGAAAUAAAAAAGAAACAGCAUUUGUUGCAAAACAGACAUAAUUCUCUCAAGGAUAUGAGAUCGCAAAGAAGGAAAAAAGCUUUGGAGAUUUCACAUCAGUGGUAUCAAUAUAAGAAGCAGGCAGAUGAUUUAAUGAAGUUCCUGGAUGACAUAGAAAAAAAAAUGUCGGUUCUGUCAGAUCCCAUAGAUGAACAUAAACUAAAGGAAAUUGAUCGAGAACUGGAGAAGAAGAAGGAAGAGCUGAAUGUGGUACAGAGGCAAGCUGACCACUUGUCUAAGAAUGGGGCUGCAAAAGCAGUGGAACCAACCCAGAUACAGCUCAGCAAGCGCUGGCAUGAUAUUGAGAGCAAAUUUGCUCAGUUUCGAAGACUCAACUAUGCACAAAUUCAAACUGUUCAUGAGGAGACUACUGUACUGAUGACUGAAGGUAUGCCAAUGGAAAUUUCUUAUGUGUCUUCUACAUACCUGGCAGAGAUCCAACAACUUCUACAAGCUUUGUCCACCUUGGAAGACUUUCUUAAUUCUCCCACCCUUCAGGGAAAGGACUAUGAAAAUCUUGUUAGAAAAGAAGAUGAUCUCAAGAAAAUUAAGGACACAGUAGAGAGAUAUUCAAAUCAAAUUGAAAUCAUUCAGAACAAGAAGCCUGCAGUUCUGAAAAGUGCCACACCUGGUGAAGUUAUGAAAAUUGAGGAAAAGCUGACUCAGCUUACUUCCCAGUGGGAAAAAAUUAAGAUAUAUUGGGAUCAACAGGCAAAAUUUGACAAAUCAUUGGAAAAAUGGAGAAAUUUCCAUCAUGAUAUGAAGAAUUUUAACCUCUGGCUAACCGAAAUAGAACAAACUUUAGCUAAAAUAAGAGUAGAAACUGAUGAUCCAAAUGUUUCUAAAAGCAAGCAAUACAUCCAGGCAGGCUGGCUUCAGGAAACCUGGGAAGAGCUCCGGUACUGCAAUCUCCCAUGUGCUUCCCUCGCAGACCAGGCCGGCUUUGGGAAACACACAGGAAGGGCUCCGCUACUACAAUCUGCCAUAUGCUUCUCUUGCAGGCAGGCCAGCUUUGGGAAACAUGGGAAGGGCUCUGGUGCUGCAAUCUCCUGCGUGCUUCCCUUGCAGGCCAGGCCAGCUUUGAGAAACACACAGGAAGGACUCCAGCUGACUUGGGAUGGAAACACGGAGAAGCAACUGCCUUUUGUCUCCGACUUCUGUUUGCAAGUGAAGGAAGAGGCAGAGGCGGCAGCAGCAAUGGCAAUGGAAGGGGCCAACCACUUCGCUGCCGGCAUGGUUACCCAGCCUCCCUUCACCUGGCUCUCCUUUAGCAGCCCUGACCUUAGCCCCACUUCCUCCCCCACCACCGCCUGCUUACCUUCUGUGGCACCUGGUCCAGAGUCUGGAAGAUCUGAUGUCGACCAGACCAUAUCUAUCCUGGACCAUGAUCUGUGCCUAGGGGAGAAAUAUAGCUGUCCCAACUUCAGCAGCUUAAUGGCUGCCUCUUCGCUGCCAGAAAAAAGGGCUUCUCCUGGAUCAACCAGGGACUUUGUGGUGUCCCUGGGAUCAAUAGGAUGUGCCUUCCACUAUCACCAUCUCUACGGGAUGGUGAGGUCCAAAAAGGACCGUCCAGCAGCAGAUAUCAACGGCGAUCUUGGAGCUACAAGAUCAUCCAUCGUACCAUCGCGACGUCAGCUCCUCCUCAGGAGGCUAUUUGAUGAGGAACAGCAUCUUCUCGCAGAAUUACAGCAUAACUUCAAUAAGUUUAUUUUAUGGUUAAAUGAAGCCAGCAGUGUUGUCAGUAUUCCAGCUGAGCCAGGAAAUGAAUAUCAGUUAAAAGCCACCCUUCAAAAAGUAAAGUUAAAAGUGGAAGAACUACCUCCACACAAGGGAAUACUGAACCAAUUAAAUGAAACUGGAGGAAAAGCACUCAGUACUGCAUCACUGACCCCUGAAGUAAAACAUAAGCUUGACAGUAGACUCAAAGAGGCCAACCAUCGCUUGAUCAAGGUAUCCAAAGAUCUGCCUGAGAAAGAGAAAGAAAUUGAAUUUAUGUUAAAUAACUUGAAUCAAUUUGAACAGCACUUAAGUCAGCUAAGAUUGUGGCUUACUCCCAUCAAGGAUCAAUUGGUACUAUACAAUCAAGUGGAUCAACCUGGAACUUUUGACAUUAAGGAAAUUGAAGCAACUGUAAAAUCUAAACAGCCAGAUGUGGAAGGAAUUUUGUCUAAAGGGCGUCAUUUAUAUAAAGAAAAACUAGUUACUCAAUCAGUAACGAAAAAAUUGGAGGAUUUAAACACUGACUGGAAAACAGUAAAUCAUUUAAUCCAAGCUCUAAAAGAAAAGCCAAGGUCUGCAGUUCCAGUUGUACCUUUUCGGGCUGAAACUCUAGUAUCCAAGGAAACUACCAUCUCCAAACAAGAAAUGCCAUCAUCUUUGCUUCUAGAGGUACCAGCCCUGGUUGAUUUCAAUAAGGCAUGGGCAGAUCUCAAUGACUGGCUUUCUCUGUUGGAUCGAGUAAUACAAUCCCAUAUAGUUACCGUCAGUGAUCGUGAUGAAAUCAAUGACAUGAUCAUCAAACAAAAGGCAACAUUACAAGAUCUGGAACAAAGGCGCCCACAGCUUGAAGAAUUAAUAACAGCAGCCCAGAAUCUGAAAAAUAAAACUAGCAAUCAAGAGGUUCGAACAAUCAUCACUGAUCAAAGUAAUGCAUUUUUUGUAUUUAAUAUUUUAAAAGAGAUGAUCUUCCAACACCCAGAUUCAGAGAGACAAUUCAUUGUCCAAGCAGAUGCUAGUGACUUAGUGGUGGUGGCAGCUGUGCUCCUACUGAAGGACCCACAAGGAGAACUCCUGCCGUGCACCUAUGUGUCCAAGAAGCUCAUCGACACUGAGAGGAGGUGGGCAAUUUGGGAGAAAGAAGCCUACGCAGUCCGCUGGGCCCUUCUCUCCUGGAGACUUUUUCUUGAAGAGGACAAAGUGCCUUUCAAGUGGCCACUCAAGGAAGAAGCCAUGGAGUGGAUGAUAAGGCUCCACGAUGAGGAUGCGCUGGAGCUGGGGAACAUCAAUGCUUUCCUGGAAGAGCUAAGGGCCAGAUUCAAGGAUGAGUCCCAGACCCUGCAAGCUGUGGCAGAAGUCCAGGAUCUGAAGCAGGAGGGCAGCCAGCAAAAGGGGAAUCCUCGAAUUCACGAAUGGUACCAGAUGGCCAAAGUGCUAGACCUCAAGCUAAAGCAAUGCAAGAAGCACGGUGUGCCUGAAUCAAAGCCAAAGCGGAGCCAGGAGAGUGAGGGAGAGAGAACUCUGACCAGAGGGGACCAGCAACCUGCCCCCUAUGACAGUGAGGAUGAAGGCGAAAGUGACCUGACCAUAAGUGAAGCCAUCUGCCCCUUUGCCAUCCCUGCAAGAAUGGUGGUGCCAAAGCGGACCUUUUGGUUUCUCAGGGAAUUUAUCAUGAAAUUGCUUUACCAGAGUAUCAGCAUUCACAUCCCAACUUUUCACCCAAGUAGCUUCAGACAACAGCAAUUUUCAAAAGAACUACGUCAGUGGCAUAUAAAUCUGGAUGUAGCAAAUGAUUUGGCCCUUAAACUUCUUCGGGAUUACUCAACUGAUGAUACCAGAAAAGUACAAAUAAUGACCAAUAAUAUUAAUGAUGCAUGGGCCACCAUUAAUAAUAGUGUUGGAGAGCAAGAGGCCUCAUUGGAAGCAGCCCUAAGGCUCUUACAACAAUUCUACUUGGAUCUGGAACAGUUUCUUGCCUGGCUUACAGAAGCAGAAACCACUGCCAAUGUCCUACAGGAUGCCACACUUAAAGAGAGAAUCCUAGAAGAUACUCAAGGAAUACGGGAGCUCAUGAGGCAAUGGCAGGAGCUUCAGAAAGAAAUUGAAAGCCAUACAGAUAUCUUCCAUAGCUUGGAUGAAAAUGGACAGAAAAUCUUGAGAUCACUUGAAGGUUCUGAUGAUGGUGCCUUGUUGCAGAGACGCCUGGAUAACAUGAACUUCCGAUGGAGUGAACUUCAGAAAAAGUCUUUAAAUAUCAGGUCUCAUCUAGAAGCAAGUUCUGAUCAGUGGAGACGUCUACACCUUUCUCUUCAGGAACUUCUGGCAUGGCUACAGUUGAAAGAGGAUGAGCUAAAGCAACAGACACCAAUUGGUGGUGAUCUUCACACUGUACAAAAGCAGAAUGAUAUCCAUAGGGCCUUUAAGAGGGAACUAAAAACAAAAGACUCUGUUAUCUUAAAUGCACUUGAAACAGCCCGAACGUUCAUAUCUGAAAAGCCUCUGGAAGGACUGGAAAAGUUUUACCAGGAGCCGAGAGAGCUGUCUCCGGGUGAAAGAGUCCAGAAUGUAACUCAAUUCCUAAAGAAGCAGGCAGUUGAUGUUAAAACAGAAUGGGAUAAAUUGAAUCUACAAUCUUCUGACUGGCAAAAAAAGAUUGAUGAAGCCCUUGAAAGACUACAAGAGCUUCAUGAGGCAAUGGAUGAUUUCGAUCUAAAACUGCAUCAGGCAGAAACUGUCAAAGAGUCUUGGCAGCCAGUUGGGGAUUUGCUCAUUGACUCACUGCAGGAUCAUCUUGAAAAACUGAAGGUCUACGAAGGAGAAAUUACACCUCUUAAAGAGAACAUGAACAAUGUUAAUGGCUUAGCUCAUCAGUUUACCUCAUCUGAGAUUCCACUUUCUCCAUAUAUGCUCAACCGGCUAGAAGACAUGAAUGGAAGAUGGAAACUCCUGCAGUUGUCCAUUGAUGAGCGUAUCAGGCAACUGCAUGAGGCCCACCGAGAUUUUGGCCCCACUUCUCAGCACUUUCUUUCCACUUCUGUUCAGGACCCAUGGGAAAGGGCCAUAUCACCAAACAAAGUGCCCUACUACAUCAAUCAUGAGACACAGACUACUUGCUGGGAUCAUCCCAAAAUGACAGAGCUCUACCAGUCUUUAGCUGAUUUGAACAAUGUUCGAUUCUCAGCAUAUAGAACUGCCAUGAAGCUCCGAAGACUACAGAAAGCUCUCUGUUUGGAUCUUUUGAAUCUGUCUGCUGCAUGUGACGCCUUGGACCAGCACAACUUCAAACAGAAUGAUCAACCAGUUGAUAUACUUCAGAUCAUUAACUGCUUAACUACCAUUUAUGAUAAAUUGGAACAAGAGCACAAUAACCUAGUCAAUGUCCCUCUAUGUGUAGAUAUGUGCCUCAACUGGCUUUUGAAUGUCUAUGACACGGGUCGAACUGGAAGGAUCCGAGUCCUGUCUUUCAAAACUGGUAUAAUUUCACUGUGUAAAGCACAUCUGGAAGAUAAAUAUAGAUAUCUGUUCAAGCAAGUAGCUAGUCCCACUGGAUUCUGUGAUCAACGUCGUCUUGGUCUUCUCCUCCAUGAUUCUAUCCAGAUUCCAAGGCAGCUGGGAGAAGUUGCUUCUUUUGGUGGCAGUAAUAUUGAACCCAGUGUUAGGAGUUGUUUUCAGUUUGCAAAUAACAAACCUGAAAUAGAAGCGGCUCUUUUUCUGGAUUGGAUGAGACUUGAACCACAAUCAAUGGUAUGGCUUCCAGUUUUACAUAGAGUGGCAGCUGCUGAAACUGCCAAACAUCAGGCCAAGUGCAACAUCUGUAAAGAAUGUCCAAUUAUUGGAUUCAGAUACAGAAGCUUAAAGCACUUUAACUACGAUGUCUGCCAAAGCUGCUUCUUUUCUGGCCGAGUUGCAAAAGGUCAUAAGAUGCACUACCCAAUGGUGGAAUAUUGUACACCAACUACUUCAGGAGAAGAUGUCCGUGACUUUGCCAAGGUAUUAAAAAAUAAAUUCAGAACAAAACGAUACUUUGCAAAACAUCCGAGAAUGGGUUAUUUGCCUGUACAAACAGUGUUGGAAGGAGACAACAUGGAAACUCCUGUUACUCUGAUCAACUUCUGGCCAGUAGAUUCUGCGCCUGCUUCAUCCCCUCAGCUUUCACAUGAUGAUACGCAUUCACGCAUUGAGCAUUAUGCUAGCAGGCUAGCAGAAAUGGAGAACACCAAUGGAACAUAUAUGAACGAUAGCAUUUCUCCUAAUGAGAGCAUAGAUGAUGAACAUUUGCUAAUCCAGCACUACUGCCAAAGUUUGAACCAGGAAUCACCACUCAGUCAACCUCGAAGUCCUGCUCAGAUUUUAAUUUCUUUAGAAAGUGAAGAAAGAAGUGAGCUGGAGAGAAUCCUUGCAGACUUGGAAGAAGAAAAUAGAAACCUGCAGGCAGAAUAUGACCGGCUGAAGCAGCAACAUGAUCACAAAGGACUAUCUCCACUGCCAUCCCCACCUGAGAUGAUGCCCAUUUCACCACAGAGUCCUCGAGAUGCUGAACUCAUUGCAGAAGCCAAGUUGCUUCGUCAACACAAAGGCCGCCUAGAAGCCAGGAUGCAGAUCCUGGAGGAUCACAACAAACAGCUAGAAUCGCAGUUACAUAGGCUAAGACAGCUAUUGGAACAGCCUCAAGAUGCAAAGGUGAAUGGUACAACCCAGUCUUCUCCUACCUCAGUACAGAGGUCAGAAAGUAAUCAGCCAAUGCUUCUCCGUGGUGUUGGUAGUCAGACUACAGAAUCUAUGGGUGAGGAUGAUCUAUUAAAUCCUCCCCGGGCCACAACCACAGGAUUAGAAGAGGUCAUGGAACAGCUUAACAAUUCCUUCCCAAGUACAAGAGGCAACAAUGUAGUUAACCUUUUCCACAUGGCAGAUGACUUGGGCCGAGCAAUGGAAACCUUAGUGACAGUGAUGACUGACAACAAAUUAGUAGAAUAACAAGUUCUAUUUUACAACUUCAGGCAUAACCUGCAUGGUUUUUAUAAUAUUCAUAUGAUGGAGGAUUAGACUGUAAGAGUUUACAUGAAAACAAAUCUAUAUUUUUGUGAAGGAUAGUGGUUCUAUACUGUAGAUUUCAGUAGUUUCUUAAGUCUGUUAUUGUUUUGUUAACAAUGGCAGGUUUUACACAUCUAUGCAAUUGUACAAAACAUAAAGAAAACUACAUGUAAAAUCUUGACAGCUAAAUAACUUGCCAUUUCUUUAUAUGGAACGCAUUUUGGGUUGUUUAAAAAGAAUUUAUAGCUGUUAUAAAGAAAGAUUGUAAACAAAGUGUGCUUUAUAAAAAUGUUUAUAUAAAUCCCUAAAAAAACAAAGAAAAAAAAUGAGGCAGUGCAUUUGUUUAGCAUCACUUCAACUUGGUAAUUAUACACAACAGAUAUUCAUGUUCUGUGUUCUUUUCCUUAAAAUCAAACAGAAUUUCUGCAACACCAAGCAGUCAGCCUACAUUUCUUCUUGUAUCUGACUAGCUCUUGCUUUAAAAUUAUUAUUUUCCAAAGUUUCUAAUUGAGAUAGCUUUCCAUGUCCUGAGCAAGUCUUACUAGAAUUAUCCAGCUAGUUGGCAAUAAUAUGAAAGAGCACAUUACAUGACAAAUAUCAGAAUUUGCAAAAAUAAGAUAAAUUGAACUCAUAUUCUAAACUCUUUAUUUCCUCUAUACUUUGAAUCUGAAUGUUAAAAGUAAACACAAAAUAGUAAUUGCCUUAUUGAAUUAUACCAGUGGACUUAGGUGUCCUUAUCCUGCCUCUGGCACUGGCCAGCACCUUAAUGUUUCAAAGUAAAAGUAUGAUUUGCUUUCAUGCCCUGUGAUGCCACUUUUUAUCAGAUAUUCUGCAUCUGUGUGUGUAUUGGGAUGAAGACUUGACUACAGAUACCAGUCUGUAAUCUGUUUAAUCUUUAGAUUAUUCAUAUUAUUAUUUAAUAUUUCAUUUUUAUAGAAAAAGUAUUGAGUAUUGAAAAUUGCCUAAAUUCUUUAAAACACACAAAGCACUAGUUUUUGCCUUGUAACAAAUUCCAAGGACCCACACCAGUUCCACACCAACAGUAAUAAAACUGAAUAGUGUGACACAAUGGUAAACAUCAACUCUAUCAGUUGCUUAAAGUAGUCACAGUACUUCAUGAGAAGCUGAUUGUCCAAAAUGAAAUCCAGCAAUCCUACUCUACAAGUAAUGCCGCACAAUUAACAAUGACUCAGGAGAGGGAUGAUAAAAAACAGAUGUUAGAAAAAAGUCUCUCAAAUUUACUAUUAUAAAAUGUUGAACAAAAGCUUCAUAAUUUCUUUUUUUUUCCUAUCAGCCUUUAAUUCCAUUGUCUAAAGACAGAUUUUUACCACCUAAUAAACUUUAAUACUUUGCAAAAGUUAAAUCUGUUACCUCUUGUAUAAUUAAAACACAGGAGAAAAAUAUAUUUUAUUUUUUAAUGCUACUUAACAUUCAACAUGGGUAGUCAUGGUAUUUCUAACUCACUUUCGUUUUGUGGUGUUCCUGACAAUUAUGUAGAGAAGGUAUGCAUCGUCAACCACUUAUCCAUUGUGUAAACUGAUGUUCUUUUAAUACCAAUACAGUAUACAAUUAAAAUUUAGCAAUUCUCAAAGAAAGUCCAUACAUUUUCAUGCUUUUUUAAAGACUUUGGGUACAAUUCAGUCUAGCAUGAGCACAGUGAUUACCCACAAAUAAAUUAGUCUAGAGUUUUAAAAAGCUUGCUCUUUCUUUAGUGAGUCUUGUAUGCAUCUCCCUGAGACGACAAGCUUUCCCUUUCAUUCGGGAGUAUUUUCUUCACUUCUGAGGAUGCACACUAAGAUGAGCAUUAAAAGGGCUCUUUUAUGUCCUACACGAACCCUACUCUUUGUAAGGACCGCACUGAUGCAAUGGUAGACUGAAUCAUAGGGUUCAUUUACAAAUGAAUAUCCUAUAUAUUUCAUACCCUUUAUGUAAGAUUUUACAGAUUCAGUUAUAGAUGGGAUUUUUUUUUAUGCCUUAAGUUCUCUUAAAUUUUAAAAGAUUUGAGACUAAUAGAGUGCACAACUAUUUUCAUCAGGGUUAUUUCUUUUUUAGACAUUAGUUUUGAAGUGAGUCUGUCGAAAAUAUAAAAAAGAGUUUAAGAGCUUUAUUGCUGCUUUUAAAGAGUUUCUUUGGAACUAUUUCAUGUUCCUUAUAUCCAUACACUACUAAACUAUAAAGCAUUUUCAGUAUAACCGAAUAUUGUCUGGUAUGUUAUACCAUUUUCAUGCAGUACUGAUUUAUUACUUGGGUAUCAUUUAUUGUGUUCUAACAUCAACACUGUAACAUUUACUAGUUAUUUUUAUAAAUUUCAGUUUUACUGCAUUUCACAACAUAUUGAAUUUUACCAAAUAUAUGCCUUACUUACUGUAUUGUAUACUGCUUUACUGUGUAUAUCAAUAAAGCAUGUAAUUAUGUUACAAA